CAAGGCACUCGAGAACGGUACGAUAGCGACAGUUGAGUUUGAAGCUCGCCCAAGUUCACAUCUUCCGCUUCUCCGAUGCGACGAGCCGGGAAUAGAGGAGCCAAUUUUAAUUCAAUUCAUCUUUUAACCGAUCGUGAUUGAAGUAAUUAACGACGAACGGGUGUGCUUUCCCAUUCAGCGGCUCGCAAUGGAAAUGGUGGAAACUGGUGGUGCACCAGCGAACGUGGACCUGGGCGCUUCGGAAAAGAUGCCCCAAAAGAGAGGCGCCGACAUCAACUAUGGGAUCGACGAUGCGCCACCAUGGUACCUCAGUAUCUUUAUGGCUUUGCAGCACUACCUCACCAUGAUCGGUGCUAUUGUUUCCAUACCGUUCAUACUGACGCCUGCUCUGUGCAUGGAAGACGAAGAUCCCUCUCGAGGAAUAAUCAUCUCUACAAUGAUUUUUGUUACCGGUUUGGUAACAUACAUCCAAGCCACCUGGGGAUGUCGCCUUCCGAUUGUCCAAGGGGGUACCAUUUCCUUCCUAGUCCCAACGUUGGCCAUUCUCAACCUACCGGAAUGGCAAUGCCCUGCAAAAGAUGUGAUCGCGGCCAUGAGUCCGGAGGACAAAAGCGAACUGUGGCAGAUAAGAAUGAGAGAACUUUCCGGGGCGAUUGCAGUGUCGGCACUGUUUCAAGUUUUCAUUGGAUACACGGGGUUGGUUGGGAAGUUGCUACGGAUUAUAACUCCGCUGACCAUAGUCCCUACCGUGUCUCUGGUGGGCCUAACUCUAUUUUCGCAUGCUAGUGAAACCGCAUCAAAACACUGGGGAAUAGCAGCUGGAACGAUCCUCCUGAUGACACUGUUUUCACAGGCCAUGACCAAUGUACAAGUGCCAACGCUAAAAUACCGUAAAGGACACGGUGUAGAGAUUGGCUGGUUUCCGUUGUUCAAACUUUUCCCAGUCCUGCUGACAAUCAUUAUUAUGUGGUCAUUAUGUGCAGUGCUAACGGCGACCAACAUCUUUCCAGAGGGCCAUCCAGCGCGCACAGAUGUGCGACUGCGUGUGCUUCAAGAUGCCUCGUGGUUCCGCAUACCGUACCCAGGACAGUUUGGCGUACCGACAGUUACCCUAGCCGGGGUGUUAGGAAUGCUAGCCGGAGUGUUGGCAUGUACUGUGGAAUCCAUCAGCUACUAUCCGACUGUUUCGCAAAUGUGCGGCGCUCCUCCGCCACCACUUCACGCCAUAAACCGAGGAAUUGGAACUGAGGGGCUUGGCACGGUGCUAGCUGGCUUAUGGGGAUCCGGAAAUGGUACAAACACAUUUGGCGAAAACGUAGGCGCCAUAGGCGUUACAAAAGUAGGCAGUAGGCGAGUUAUUCAAUGGGCUGCUAUGAUCAUGAUUUUACAAGGAGUUCUGAACAAAUUUGGUGCAGCCUUUAUCAUGAUUCCGGAUCCGGUGGUUGGAGGAAUAUUUUGUGUUAUGUUUGGUAUGAUAGCCGCAUUUGGACUAUCUGCCUUACAAUACGUUGAUCUACGUUCUGCGCGGAACCUGUACAUCCUAGGACUAUCGAUCUUCUUCCCUCUUGUUUUGUGUUUGUGGCUGAAGGAUCAUCCAGAUUUCAUUCAGACUGGAAAUAAAACCGUGGACUCGACGCUAUCAGUACUACUUGGCACAAGCAUUCUCGUUGGCGGAUGUCUGGGAUGCAUCCUGGACAAUCUAAUACCAGGGACACCAGAGGAGCGUGGAUUAAAAGCAUGGAGUAAUGAGAUGGCACUCAACGUCGAGAAUAUUGUGAACGACGGAACACAAUCAACAUUUGAUUUCCCGUAUGGAAUGCAAUUGUUAAGAAGCUGGAAAUGGACGCGGUUCGUGCCCUUCUUACCUACUUAUAAGAUGAAAUUAUAGGCAACAACAGUAGAAAUGAGAGCAACAAGUGCGGCACAUCAACGGUUUUACAUAAAAUAUUGCAAUUUUAUUUUAAGCAGAGCUCCAAUACGAACAAAAAUAUAUGAAACGUGGAAUACCGAAAAACUCCAAACUCA
Messenger RNA from Aedes albopictus (Asian tiger mosquito), 2025 nucleotides. RefSeq names its product solute carrier family 23 member 2. Gene Ontology annotation, cellular component: membrane. Gene Ontology annotation, biological process: transmembrane transport. The transcript has 4 exons. The record is from RefSeq and is a predicted model, not a curated record. The coding region runs from base 188 to 1888 and encodes 566 amino acids. Gene Ontology annotation, molecular function: transmembrane transporter activity. Lineage: Eukaryota; Metazoa; Arthropoda; Insecta; Diptera; Culicidae.